Messenger RNA from Suillus fuscotomentosus, 1416 nucleotides. RefSeq names its product NAD(P)-binding protein. Gene Ontology annotation, molecular function: oxidoreductase activity. The transcript has 5 exons. The record is from RefSeq and is a predicted model, not a curated record. The coding region runs from base 287 to 1171 and encodes 294 amino acids. Lineage: Eukaryota; Fungi; Basidiomycota; Agaricomycetes; Boletales; Suillaceae.
AAUAUUCAAUGGCUUCGCAGGUGAGUAUUAUUCCCAGAGACGGGCUCCCGCAGAUUCCCGCACGUGCUUCCGCUGUACGAGGCUCAAGUGUUGAAACAUUUCCACCUUGUUCCCACCACAUAAUUCCCAGAAUUGUCAUUCUUGCGACCCCACGGGUCGAGAUUAAAUUGAUGCGGGUCGCAGUCAAAGCUAAAGUCUUGAUACCGUGUCUAGUGGCAGUCAUCAGCUUCAGGGAAUCGUACGCUGACCUGCUUGCUAUUCCUUCUUAAGACGGUUUAUCUCCACUAUGGCAUCAUCAAAUCCAAAGGUGUGGUUUGUCACUGGGGCGUCUUCGGGUUUUGGUCGAGCAGUUACCGAAGUCAUGCUUCAGAGAGGAGACAAUGUUGUUGCGACUCUGCGGAAACCUGCUAUGCUAGAUGACCUCGCAAAUGUAUACUCACAGAAUCGGCUUCUCGUCUUGCCUCUGGACGUCACAGUUCCUUCUGAUAUCACUACCGUUUUUCUCAAAGCGCGCGAGACAUUUGGCCGCAUCGACGUUGUUUUCAACAAUGCGGGACUAUGCAUAAUCGGUGAAGCGGAAGGCAUGCCUGAUGAUGACGCAAAACUCUUGUUCGAUACAUUGUUUUGGGGUGCCGCAAAUGUCACGAAAGAAGCUGUGACAACGUUUAGAGAUUUGAACCAACCCCCUGGGGGACGUCUCUUGCAAAUGUCAUCUCGCGGAGUCCUGCGAGUCAUUCCAGGGGUAGCGCACUACGCCGCAGCUAAAGCAGCUCUUGAAUCUCUUUCGGAAGGGUAUGCUGCUGAGUUGGAUCCAGCAUGGAAUAUCAAGAUCACUAUUCUUCAACCUGCUCGCUUCCGUACUGCCGCACCCUGGACCAAUGUUCUCGUGCCAGUCCAUCCUGCGUACUCUGAUCCAAAUUUACCUUCUAGACAAUACCGCAGCAUAUAUCCAGGAGCUGAACUUUUUUCGGACGGAGACAUCUACAAGUUCGCAGCCCAGAUUCAUAGGCUCGUGCAACUAGAAGAUCCUCCGUUUUAUCUCCCGUUGCACAGAACAGCAUUGGAAGCGGCAAAGAUCAAGGGCCAAAAGUUGUUGCAAGCUGUCGAAGAUUACGGUAGUUGGUCAGAUGAUGUAUAUCUCGACGAGGAAAACUGUCAGGGGCGAGCAUGAUUUUGUAAACUUGUUUCAUGCGCUGAUUUCCGACAUGCAGUGUCCUUGAGGGAUGCUCAAUUCUAAAAUGUUGUUAUCGUUCGGGACUCGGGCACCAACUUAAGCCUAUCUUGAACGGGACUACAAUGUGCCUAAACCUUAAUUCUAGUACUUAAUCCAUGAUGCAUGCUCGAAAUAGGACAUCCAGCUGACUUCGCGAAAUCGUCCAAUUUCCACUUUUCCGCUUCGUUAUCUACUAAAGAGAU